AUGGUGGUCCUGGUGUACGGCUCUCCGGGCGGCCGCCUGACUCAGGCGCUGACGCGAGUAUUGGUACUGGUCCAGCUGGUCGGGGUGUUCCUGAGCGGCAUGACGGGCGCAAUCGCGCCCAUGGGGCGCCGCUGGGGGCCGGACGGGCCGGUGCAGCCCAUCGCUCGCACCCGCUCGGUGCUCCUAGACACAAAGACUGGACAACUAAGCCUGGUGGACGGCCGCCGAUCUGACGCGGUGGCUUGGGCCAACCUCACUAACGCCAUUCACGAGACUGGGUGGGCCUUUCUGGAGCUGGGCACAAGUGGCCGUUACAAUGACAGCCUGCAGGCCUACGCGGCAGGCAUGGUGGAGGCUGCUGUAUCUGAGGAGCUCAUCUACAUGCACUGGAUGAACACUGUGGUGAAUUACUGUGGCCCCUUUGAGUAUGAAGUUGGCUACUGUGAGAAGCUCAAGAGCUUCCUGGAGGCCAACCUGGAGUGGAUGCAGGAAGAGAUGGAGCUGAACAGGGACUCCAUUUACUGGCACCAGGUACGGCUGACCCUCCUGCAACUGAAAGGCCUGGAGGACAGCUAUGGUGGCCACGUGACCUUCCCAACCGGGAGGUUCACCAUCAAACCCUUGGGCUUCCUCCUGUUGCAGCUCUCUGGGGACCUGGAAGAUCUGGAGCCUGCCCUGAACAAGAGCAAGACCAAGCGUGCCCUGGGCUCAGGCUCCUGCUCGGCCCUCAUCAAGCUGCUGCCAGGCCAGCGUGACCUCCUAGUCGCCCACAACACCUGGAACUCCUACCAGAACAUGCUGCGCAUCAUCAAGAAGUAUUCCUUCCAGUUCCAUGAAAGCCCCCAAGGUGGGUGGGCAUGGGUGACGCUGGAGACCACCAUUGGCAACAACAACCCGGCGCUGUGGAAGUAUGUGCAGCCAGAAGGCAGUGUUCUGGAGUGGGUGCGUAACAUCGUGGCCAACCGUUUGGCUUUGGAUGGAGCCAUGUGGGCUGACAUCUUCAAGAAGUUCAACAGUGGCACGUACAACAACCAGUGGAUGGUGGUGGACUACAAGGUGUUUGUCCCCGGUGAGCCCAGUCCUGGGAGCAAGGUGCUCACCAUCCUCGAGCAGAUCCCAGGCAUGGUGGUGGUGGCUGACAAGACCGAGGAACUCUACCAGAAGACCUACUGGGCCAGCUACAACCUGCCGUCCUUUGAGACAGUCUUCAAUGCCAGUGGGCUGCCAGCCCUGGUGACCCGAUAUGGAGACUGGUUCUCCUAUGAAGGUAGCCCACGGGCCCAGAUCUUCCACCGCAACCAGUCCGGAGUGCACGACAUGGAUUCCAUGAUCCGGCUCAUGAGGUACAAUAACUUCCUUCAUGACCCCCUGUCCUGGUGUAUAGCCUGCAGUCCCCACCCCAAUGCGGAGAAUGCCAUCUCAGCCCGCUCUGACCUCAACCCUGCCAACGGCUCCUACCCCUUCCAGGCCCUGCACCAACGCUCCCACGGAGGCAUCGACAUGAAGGUGACCAACUUAAAACUGUCCAAGGCCCUGCGCCUGCAGGCCAUCAGUGGCCCCACGUGGGACCAGGUGCCCGCGUUCCAGUGGAGCACCUCACCGUUCAAUAGCCUGCUGCACAUGGGCCAGCCUGACCUCUGGAAGUUCUUGCCCAUCGAAGUCUGGUGGGACUGA
This is a messenger RNA of Chrysochloris asiatica (Cape golden mole), 1674 nucleotides long. It is a transcript of the gene PLBD2, whose product is annotated as phospholipase B domain containing 2. Gene Ontology annotation, biological process: phospholipid catabolic process. The transcript is spliced from 11 exons. Gene Ontology annotation, cellular component: extracellular region. The record is from RefSeq and is a predicted model, not a curated record. Gene Ontology annotation, molecular function: glycerophospholipase activity. Lineage: Eukaryota; Metazoa; Chordata; Mammalia; Afrosoricida; Chrysochloridae. Bases 1 to 1674 code for a protein of 557 amino acids.